UGUGAUCAUUUAUUAUUUUAUCAGACAAAAAUAAAAUUUGGUUUGUUCGCGAAUUCCAACGCGAUUACAUAUUUCCCAGUAUCUUUCUUUGAUUUUAAAAUAGCAUAUUUCUUUGUGUGUUGUUCUAAACUGGGAGCUGAUUUUAUGCGUUCCACGUUUCUGUUUUGUCAGUCACAGAGAUAUCCUGGAAGCAGUAACCUGCACUCUAGGCCUGCAUUUCAGGCUGCAUCGUGAUCAGCAGUCACACCUUGACCGUGACGCUGGGAUUCCCUAAACGGGAUCGUCUUAUUUCCUUUUUCUCGCGCUCUGUUUAUAUGAAUGAUCACUUAAUUUUUGUUGUAGUUAUUAUUAAGCCUGCCCUUAAGCAGCGAUGAAUACUUUCUUUUCCAACCCAGUGGUUCGCAGGUUUCAGAACUGGCGAAAGUCUUCGGAGCUGGGAGCCAACGAGAACGAAGAGAAAUGGUCCGAGAAAGCCAUCAAGAGUCUGGUGAAGAAGUUGACGAAGAAUGGGCAGGCUCUAAACGACUUGGAGAAAGCUUUAGCCACGAAGGAUCGCAACAGCAAAUGCGUGACUGUACCAAGGUCGAGUGAUGGCCGGUUGCAGGUAUCGCAGCGGAAGGGACUUCCACAUUUUAUCUACUGUCGAAUAUUUCGCUAUCCCGAUUUGACCAGUCCGCAUCAGCUGCGCUCGACCGAGACCUGCAGUAAUGGAUAUAACUCUCGCAAAGAAGCGGUCUGCAUUAAUCCAUACCAUUAUGAUCGAGUUCCAGCUCCAGCUGCUUUACCGCCGAUCAUGGUUCCACGUAAUCAGGGAGAAUCACUGCCACCGCACUCAGAACUGCCGUCGCUUGAUGAUUUAGCCAUGGGAGGAAUCCCCGCAAAUACCGAUCUUCCGGCAGAUUUGGAUCAGUUGGAUUUGUUUUCGCCGUUUUCGGAUACCAGUUCACCACCGUUUUCCCAUGCCAGCGACGAAAACGAUACGGCCGAAUCAUGGAGUGAAUUCAGCGAUUCCUCUGCGCCGACUCUGAACGGAAACAAUAUGAUCAUAACUCCCGUUAACAAUGGUUUUUCGUAUGAGAACAUGGACACGGAACCCGUGAGCUACUCUGAGCCAGCUUUCUGGUGUUCGAUCAGUUAUUACGAACUGAAUGUGCGCGUGGGGGAAACCUUUCAUGCCUCACAACCUCAGGUUUUCGUGGAUGGUUUUACUGAUCCAUCGAAUUCGGAACGAUUUUGUCUGGGCCUUCUUUCGAAUGUCAAUCGGAACAUCGCUGCAGAAAUGACCCGCCGUCACAUUGGCAAAGGCAUCCGACUGUAUUAUUUGGGCGGUGAAGUCAUGGUGGAAUCGCUGGGGGAAGAAGCGGUGUUUGUACAAAGCCCAAACUGUAACCAACGCUAUGGAUGGGCGGCUUCCACUGUCUGCAAAGUUCCUCCAGGUUGCAAUUUGAAAAUAUUCAACAACCAAGAGUUCGCGGCCAUGUUGGCUGCACAGGUGCAUCAAGGUUUCGAGGCGGUUUAUCAGCUGACACAAAUGUGCACCAUUCGGAUCAGCUUUGUUAAGGGUUGGGGAGCGGACUAUCGGCGGCAGACUGUUACCAGCACUCCCUGCUGGGUGGAAGUCUACUUAAAUGGUCCGCUACAGUGGCUGGACAAGGUGCUGAUACAGAUGGGAUCUCCGCGAAUUCCUUGUUCCAGCAUGUCUUAGGGAUACUGACCGGCUGUAACCGGGGGGAUGGGAAUGUGGAUAGUUGAACGGGUGAUACAAUUGCAUGUGACGGAAUGGAUGUGAUGGAAGAUGUCUUUUUGGUUCUCCCAUAGUAUUUUUCUUUCGUUGUUGCUGGUCAGUUUUGAAUUCUGAUAACAGUUUUUCGCGAUUUCAGUCCUCGCAUGGUAUUGUUACGGCUUCGGUUAUAUACAAUUUUUGUUUCCUAUGCAUGCAAGUGCUUUUGAGUUGUUGACUAUGGAAGAGAGAUAUUCUUGUAUGCAGCGCAGUAGAUGACUGUAGGUGUUGUUGGUUAGGUUAGGGUAGGUUUUAUCUGACUGCGCUGUUAGUAUUCUUGGUCUGUUACUUUUAAAUUCGCUAAUUGCCUAUUGGAAUAUUUACGACUAGUUCAACAUCUAACUGAUCUUAGUGAAUUAUGUUGUUAUCGUAAACCGGGAAUCUUCUGAAACCUGUCUGUACCUUUCGGUUCUGGGUCACUGAAUUGCUAGUUUUAUCGUUAAUUAUGGCUUGUUAAUAAUAAAGUUUUUCAGCCUUGCAAUAA
Paramacrobiotus metropolitanus is the source of this 2264-nucleotide messenger RNA. Its product is annotated as mothers against decapentaplegic homolog 3-like. Gene Ontology annotation, molecular function: I-SMAD binding; RNA polymerase II cis-regulatory region sequence-specific DNA binding; DNA-binding transcription factor activity, RNA polymerase II-specific. The record is from RefSeq and is a predicted model, not a curated record. Lineage: Eukaryota; Metazoa; Tardigrada; Eutardigrada; Parachela; Macrobiotidae. Gene Ontology annotation, biological process: transforming growth factor beta receptor signaling pathway; SMAD protein signal transduction; cell differentiation. Bases 371 to 1705 code for a protein of 444 amino acids. Gene Ontology annotation, cellular component: heteromeric SMAD protein complex. The transcript has 5 exons.